AUGAAGUGCAACAAACAUUUCGCCACCGAUCUCACUAGUAUUGAUGGAGUCUGCUCUACGUGUCUAACGGAGCGUCUAAUCAUCGUCAUCGAAGCUCAGACUAGAGCGAAUUUGGAAUCCAAGCUCGCCGGGAAAAGUGAUCGGACUUGCACGAGUUCCGGAGGUGAAUCGCCGGAGCAAAUCUGCGUGUCUCCGUCGGUUAAUUGUAAGAGAGUCGAGAGCGGAGGCGUUUCGGUCUCGGACUCGAGGUUUUACAGUACGCCGCAGGUGCUGUUCAAGAAGAAGGUGAAUAAGUUCUCGAUGGUUUCGAAUUUUUUCAGAUCUAAGGAUCCGAACUCGAAUUCGGAUCCGGAUCCGUGUUUGGAUCCGAAAUCUUCGCCGUGGAGGAUAAAGAGUAUGUUGCCGACAAAACCGAAGAAGAAGUCUUGUAUUUUUAACUCGGACGCGAGCCGAGUUAUGCAACGGCCGUGUAAAGGAAUGUCACCGGCGGACGAAUCGGACGGCGAACUCAACUCGCUCGACUCAACGCCGCAGUGGAAGGAGACGCCGUCGAGGAUGACAACUCCGAUGCAUUUCCGGUGUAAGAAGAUGAAUCCGCCGCGGAAUUUGACAGGCUUCGCGUUCUGUCUUAGUCCGUUAGUCCGGCCGAGUCCGAAUCGGAAAGUGCCGGAAAUCGUUAUCUCCGGCGAUACACGUGUCCCGAUGAAACCGCAUAUAGGAGCUGCGGCGGCGUUCUGUGCGAACAGGUCAAAGAAGCUGGCGAAUUGUGGAAGGUUUCAACCGAAUUAUUAA
This is a messenger RNA of Daucus carota subsp. sativus, 792 nucleotides long. RefSeq lists its product as uncharacterized. The coding region runs from base 1 to 792 and encodes 263 amino acids. The record is from RefSeq and is a predicted model, not a curated record. The transcript has a single exon. NCBI's taxonomy places the organism in Eukaryota, Viridiplantae, Streptophyta, Magnoliopsida, Apiales, Apiaceae.